This is a messenger RNA of Salvelinus namaycush (lake trout), 1124 nucleotides long. Its product is annotated as histone H3-like centromeric protein A. Bases 119 to 577 code for a protein of 152 amino acids. Lineage: Eukaryota; Metazoa; Chordata; Actinopteri; Salmoniformes; Salmonidae. The record is from RefSeq and is a predicted model, not a curated record. The transcript has 5 exons. Gene Ontology annotation, cellular component: nucleosome. Gene Ontology annotation, molecular function: structural constituent of chromatin; DNA binding; protein heterodimerization activity.
CCGAUACCAAACAGCGUCGUUUGAAUUUCGGGCACGUUGGUUCAGGGAGAGGUUUAGUCUUUGGUGCAUUGUUGACAAAAAGCUCUUCACAUAAAAUUUGUAUCGGCUGUAUUGGAGGAUGCCUCGUCGUGAUCCUGACAGUUCUGCAAGCCGGCGCAAGGGUGCAGUACCCAAGCGUCGGCCUCCAGCCUCGACCGCGACUGCUUCAACAUCAAAGGCACCACGGCUGAGCGGACCAUCAGCCUCUGCAGGUCCAGCUCCCUCCCCGCGAAAAAAGAGAAGGUUUCGCCCUGGCACCCGAGCUCUGAUGGAAAUUCGCAAGUACCAGAAGAGCACUGACUUGCUUUUGCGCAAGGGACCGUUUGCACGCCUGGUUCGAGAAGUGUGCCAUACUUAUAGCAGGGACUUCAUGAGAUGGCAGGUGAACGCUCUUCUGGCCUUGCAGGAGGCUGCAGAGGCUUUCCUCGUUUUACUGUUUUCCGACGCCUACUUGUGUACCAUACACGCCAAGCGUGUAACGCUGUUCCCCCGUGACAUUCAGCUUGCCCGGCGAAUUCGAGGAGUGGAUGAUCUCUGAGAAUGCUCAGAUGAGCAGUUUGGCUUGGGAUGAGGUCUGUUGUAGCCUCUUUUUUUUUUUUUUUUAACUCAAGCUCAGCCAAGGUGACCUUGGAUCAUGGACCAUGGGGUGUUGAGGACCUAACAAUGCUAUGUUUUGAUGCAAAGCAUUAGUGGACCUAAUUUGCCCCAAACAUACAUGCAUCAUGUUCAUGCCAGUUAUAACCUCAGUAUAUUCUAUAACAAAAUGCUAACUCAGGCAAAGACUGUUGACCAAUGUUUUGCAUUUAGAAACACAUAUAUUUUUUUGUACAUUGUGAAGGAAAAACACUGUGUUGGGUAUACUGCUUUAGUUCAUGUGUGUUUUGGGCCUCGUGGUACCUAAGCCAAGUUAGUAUACUGGUCAAAUCUGUAAAUAUUAGAUUUUUUGUAAAUAAUUUUUUGAUAAAUUGUUUUCAUGUUGGAUUUAAAUAAAUGUUUUUAUUCGGUACAAAAACAAUUAGAAAUGGCUCACAUUUGUAUACCUCUGUUUCAUAUGUGCAGGGAUAAAAUCAUAGAAUUACAUGUAG